UCCAAAACGGUUGGACGUUUAUUGUCGUUGAGACUGAUUUUGCGAUAUCACAAUUCGACUUAUGCACACUCCUUGAACCUGAAGAGAAAAGGAAAUCCUCCGGUUAGUUUGAUUUAGACGAUUUAAAAGAUUUCAGCUUAACUGCUAAGAAAACCCACGAGAGGUAGAAAAUAUAGAACAACUAAUAGAUUACAGUACAUAUUUGUUUGAAUAAAUUUCAGUCCCAAAAUGGACAGGCUACCUAAAUAUGACGUUGAUUCAGUAUUUGAAAUUAUAAAACAUAAAGGCGAAAUAGUGUUAGACAGUGAACAAUUCAUGCUUAUAAAAAGCACACCUGUACCAUUGCCUAAUAUUGUAAGUCUCUCAAAUUUACUGGAACUUGCCAAAAGCUCAAUGAUAAGGAUACAAGAAGCAUACAACGAGAGAACCAACGAAUGUAAUGUUAAUCCUGACUUCCGGAAGUCCUUGGAGUUAUUGUAUGAAGUUCUUCAUGCCUUUCCAUAUUAUAAGUCAUCUCUUGAGAGGUCAGAGAUAAUUAACAAGUUUGAACAGUAUGAAAAAGAGUAUAAAACAAUUGAAAUUGUAUGCGAAGUUUCCACUGAACUUUUCAAAACUAGAGACAAUAAAGAGUUUCCAGGCAUGCACGGAUAUCUGCAAGGUGAAAAUAUCAAAUCACUGAAUAUAUUGUUGUCAUAUUUAGUCCAUACGUCGGAGGAUAACCGUGAAUUGUGUAACAAAAUAGCACAGCUGACAGAGUUCUUAAAAGGAGCAACUACAAUACUUAAGCAGUGGUUAGAGCCUUAUUUUAAUAGAAGAAGCGAGCAGAUCACGGAAGGUGCAGAUAUCCUAGAAAUUCUUUACCGAUUGCUGUAUAUAGUAACCAUGUUUGAGGAAAACGUUCAAAGAAUUCGAGAUGUAAACUGUAUUGAAACAAUAAUACCGUAUCUAGAUUCUGACGACAACAGAAUUCGACUUCUCAGUUUAGCAGUCCUUAGUAAUAUAGCGAAUGAAUCUGAAAUUCAGACUUUGAAAAUCAACGAUGGCAUCAUCAAAUAUGUGGUAUGGGCACUUUCAAUGGCACUUAAAACUGAAUGUGACGGUUGGGAUAUCUGGUCAAUAAAAGAGCUAGCAAAAAUUGUAAAACAGGUGACUAGAAAUGAUUCCAACAAAAGAUUAUUGGUACAGCGGGGUGCAGUGCCACUUCUUGUUAUGAUAGCAGAACAAGGUGAAACAGAGGAACAAUAUGAAGCUGUGUGUUGUCUCUCGAAUCUAUCGCUUGACAAACAGAACAAAUCACAAAUGAUUGAGACGAAAGAUUGGAAAAUUAUUGAAACCCUCGAAAGAUUGGCUAAAUCACCCGAAGAAGCAGUUAAAAAUAUCAGCAAGGAGGCUUUGUGUACACUACAACACAACGAAAAUAGCACAGCACAACUAUCAGAAUGCUUACAAGAAAUCACAACAGAAGAAUCUAAUUGGAAGCAGAGUAUAUCUGAUGAAGAAUCGUCACUAGAUCGAAUUAAAUUGUUAUCAUGGAACAUCGAUGGUCUUUCUGAGGAUAGCAUCAAAGAACGAACAAGUGCUGUAAUCUCGAUCAUAAAUAGGGAAAGACCUGAUGUAGUAUUUCUACAAGAAGUCAUACUUGAUACGUUGGAGAUGCUGUCCAGAAAAUGUCUAGAUUAUACGUUUAUGGAAUCAGGUGUUGAAUGUUAUUUCACAGUCAUUAUGGUGAAGCAAAAUAGUGUUCAGGUUACAGACUCGAAAAUCAUUCCUUUUACUAGCAGUAAACAGGGGAGAACGUUACAAAGAGUUGAGUGUACAAUAAAAGGUUUACCUUGCCUGUUGAUGACAUCACAUUUAGAAAGUAUGAAAGCCAACAGUGAUGAGAGGAAACAUCAGAUGAAAAGAGCUUUGCACCAUGUGGUUAAUGCUAGUCGUGACAGAACUGUGCUUUUUGGCGGGGACUUUAACGUUAAAGACAGAGAGAUACGUGAAAUCAAGGGACUUCCCAAAGGUGUUUUGGACAUUUGGAUAGAAACCGGGAGAAAUAAGGAAACACAGUUUACGUGGGACACAUCUAUCAACACAAACCUGCAAUUGGCUGAAAAUCAAGACUUCAAACCUAAAAUUAGAUUUGAUCGCAUAUAUAUGAGACAUCCAAAAACAGACAACGUUAUAUCUCCCGUGUCGUUUCAGCUUAUUGGUAAAGAAAUAAUUCCCACAUGUGGUUUAUUCCCUAGUGAUCACUGGGGUCUUCUUGUACAUUUUGACAUAAACAUUAACACAACCAAGCCAUAAUGUUAGAUAUUGACUGAAGUUUUUUCAUCAAUGAACAGUCAGAUUUCUUACUUAUGUCGUAGUGUAACUGAACUGGGUUAAGCAGUGACGCUUGUUCGUUUUAUUGUUUUUUAUCCGCAUUGAUCUACUCAGUCUAGUUGUCAGUACCCCAUUAACGUGUUUGUUCAAUGAUUGUUUUUACGUUACAUUCAAGCAGAUGAGAUAAAACUUUGCUUUGGCUGGAGCAGAAAGAGAAUAUGUUUAAGUGGGUUGGGUCACUCCUUUCUUUGGAAAUUGUUAAUUAUAUUC
This is a messenger RNA of Mytilus trossulus (common blue mussel), 2583 nucleotides long. RefSeq lists its product as uncharacterized. Gene Ontology annotation, molecular function: single-stranded DNA binding; 5'-tyrosyl-DNA phosphodiesterase activity; protein binding. NCBI's taxonomy places the organism in Eukaryota, Metazoa, Mollusca, Bivalvia, Mytilida, Mytilidae. Gene Ontology annotation, biological process: double-strand break repair. The record is from RefSeq and is a predicted model, not a curated record. The transcript has 10 exons. Gene Ontology annotation, cellular component: PML body; cytoplasm. Bases 229 to 2295 code for a protein of 688 amino acids.